AUGUCGCUGCUGGGCGAGAAAUCGUGGUACAGGAUCGGCAAGAGCGUCGUGCCGUUCACUGGCUGGAAGAUCUUCCCCCACAUCGUGGCGCCCGAGGCGGAGGACGAGGACCUAGAGGAGCUGGUGACGCAGCUCGGUGGCGCUGGCGUCGUCAUCUUUGGCAUCCACUCGGGGUGCGGCAUGAUCUUCAGCAAGGACGGCCUCCUGGAGCCGGUGAAGGGCAUGGUGUCGGAGUACCGCUGGGACUGGAAGUCCGAGAGCGUGAAGCAGGCGCUGCUGAUCGGGCCGCCGCGGAGCGUGGGCCUCAUCUGCCCGCUGUACGCGGCAGCACAGCGGCGGGAGGGCGACGAGGACGACGGGGCGGCCGAGGCGUUCGCCUACGCCCUCACGCAGGAGGAGGAGCAGGACGAGGAGCACCUCGUGGAGGGUUUCGAGCCGCACGGCGCCUGGCUCCCGCCCGACGUCAGGGCGGCGGCGGAGGAGCUGAAGGCGGAGGGGAACGAGGCCUUCCGGGCCGGCAGGGCGGACCUCGGGGGCAUCAAGUACGAGCAGGCGCGCGUGCUCCUGGAGAGCGGCGGCCGACGGUGGAGCGAGCUCGAGGCGGGCGUGCGGGAGAGGCUGGACGGCCUCGCCGCCCUCCCGGGCCAGGGGCGGCCACCCGAGAAGGAUGCGGGGAGGAAGGAGGACUACCGGGCGAGCGCGCUGCUGGUUCCGGUGCUGCUGAACCAGAGCGCGUGCUACCUCCUCGCGCACGAGGAGGACCAGCAGCGGAGCGCGGCCGCGUCCGCGAGGAGCGGAGCCGCGGCCGCCGAGGGGGACGCCACCACGGGCGCUGGGGUGCAGGAGGGCACCUUGGUGCCCGUCCGCGACAACCUCGUGGCCGCCUUCCGUGCGGCAAACGAGGCGCUGCGCAUCACGGGGGGCCAGGCGGCCAAGGCUUGGUUCAGGCGCGCGUGCGCCUUCGAGAGAAUGAGGGAUCCCCGCAACGCGCUGCGGGACCUGGAGGAGGCGCUGCUGCGCGCGCCAGGAGACAAGGCGAUCGCCAGGACGAAACGCGACGACGUCAGGGAGGCGGCCGCCAGCGUGGCGGAGAGCAUGUACUACGCGCGGCACACCGAGCUGGACGACGCGCAGGAGCUGCGUCUUGGACUUAACGCCCGGCGAGCGCUGUUGCUGCGGGGCUCCUACGGGGCGGAUUCCUACCAGGAUCAGCGGGCGCAGUUCGCCGUCGCGCAACCCCUGGCCAGGUGCGUCGAGGGCACGCUGGAGGAGGUGGACGGACGGCACCGCCUGCUGCUUCCCACGCCGCCUGGGCCGCUGCCAGACGCGCCGUACCUCCACACGCACGCGCUUUGGACCUGGGAGUUCCUCGUGCAGCGCGCGCCGAACCUGCAACUGCUGCAGGUCGAGGACGUCGACCUGGGCUCCGGCCCGCUGGAGUGGUUGUGCAAGUGCUUGAGGUCGCACCCCGAGAUCAAGACCCUGCGGCUUCGGGGCGCGCACGUGGGCCCCGCGGGCGCGAAGAUGGUCCGCAAUGUGCUCGCGCAGAACACCUCGCUGGUGGAGGUGACGCUGGACGCCUGCGGGCUGCUGGAUGCUGGCCUGCACGAGCUCGCCGAGGGCUUGGCCACCGCGUCUGGGCCUCUCGAGGUGCUCUCGCUGCGCGGGAACAGCUUCACGGCGAAGAGGCUGAGCAAGCUCGCAGAGGCGCUCUGCAGUGCAGACAGCGGCUGCGGCCUGAGAGAGCUCGAUCUGUCGGAGAAUCCCCUCGGCAUCGCUGGCGCCAAGGAGAUGGCCCAGAUUAUGCGAGAGGCCUCUGGCCAGCUGCUGGCCGCACACGGGCUGCACAAGAUCGCGCUGCAGGACUGUGCCCUGGACUUCGCGGCCUUCUGGCGGCUGGUCGGCAGCCUCGACGACGCUCUGCCGCUGUCAAGCCUGGACCUGCGCUGCAACCCGAUCGGGCGUGGGACGCGGCGCUGCUGGCACGGCACCAUGGGCCCAACGAUAAGGUGCGAGGUCUUGCUGAGCGAUCACCCCCUGAAGGCAAAGAGGGCGAGGCAGCGGGAGGGCACUGAGGAUGACACGAGCUGGCUGGCCGCACACAUGCCGGGCCACCUGCCCAGCUCUGAGCAGCUCGAGACGGAGUUCCUCUUCUGCGACGAGCUGGGCACGUUCGCGAAGGAGGACUCCCUGCCGGGCCUGGCCCGCGAGUGGCGCCGCCGCCACUUCGGCCGCCCCGGGACGAAGCUGGUGCCACCGGCGCCAGAGGCGCACCAACUGAGACUGCAUUUCCUCUACUCGUCCCCGCUGUCGUGGCUGCGCGCGGGCCAGCCGGCUGUCGAGGUCGGCCAGCUUGACGUCCACUCGGAGGUGCUCGCGCUGCGCAGCGUGCAGGGCCUCAGCGUGGAGGUGUGCGUGGCCACCUCCGAGGCGCUGCUCGGAACGCUCGUGUCCUGCCUGGAGGGCUCGGUGCUGCACCUGUCGGCGCACUGCUGCCACUGCGCCUCGGCGCGCGAGCCCGCUGCGGUGCUGCUGGAGGACCAGUGCAGCAGGGCCCACGUCAUGGGCGAGGACGAGCUGGUGAGGAUGAAGCGCUGGGACAGGCUUGGGCUGCUCGUAUUCUUGUCCUGCGGUUCCGAGGUGCUAGUGCGCAAGCUCGUGCAGCAAUGUGGGCUUCGACAUGCUUUAUGCUGCUCUGGAGAGGUGUUCGACUCCUCCGCGCGCCUCUUCUGCCGCGUCUUCUACCAGGCGCUCGCCGCGGGGCGGACGGUGGCCGAGUCCCACGACUCUGCCGUCGCGGCCGUGAAGCAGAGCCCCCCCGACCUUGGCAUCGCGACGGAGGCUGGAAAGUUCUUGCUCAUCGGGGACGGUGACAUCGUCGGGCAACGUGGUGCUCCAUUCAGGGAUGCUCCGUGGCCGCGCUGGUCGCGGGUCGACAACUACGUCUGCCAUUUGGGCGAUACCCACACCCUCGCCCACGUGCUGCAGGGCAGGAGGGCGGCGGUGCUGUGGGGCGAGCCGGGCAUCGGCAAGACCGCCCUCUGCCGCGAGUUCUGCCGCCACUUCUCGGCCCCGGGCGGGCGCCUCUUCUCCGCCGGCGCGCUGCUGGCGAGCCUCGGCGACGAGCCUGCCGAGCCCCCGGGGAGGCACGCCGCGGGCCGCGACCUCCCAGAGGCCCUGGCCGCGGCCGCCCUCGCCGACGCCGAGGGGCGCGGCUGCUGCCCCGUCGCGGCUUCGCCGAGGCCCCGGACGUGGGACGAGCUGCUCGCCCUGUCCCGCCGCUUCGACGAGCGAGGUGCGCCCUGGCUCCUCGCGGUGGACGGGCUGACCCUGCCGCCGCGGGGCGGGCCCGCGGGGCAGGAGCUGGCCCGCGCGCUGGGGAGCCUUCUGGUGGCCUCCCCCGGGGUGCGGCUGCUCAUCGCGUGCCGGGAGCAGCCCGGCGAGGGCUGGGCGGAGCUGGGCGGACACAAGGUGGUCCUUCACCAGAAGCAGAGGAUGACCGAGCACAGCACCUUCCUGCUCUUCAAAGACCGGCUGCGGCGAAAGCUCCACCUGCGCGACUUCGAAGCGCUCGCUGGUGCCGAGGCGCAGGAAGAGCUGGCAUCACCUUGGACGCUGCUGGACCGCCUCAGGGCGUCGCCAGUCCUGGCUGCCACAGGCGGCGUGCCUGGGCGCGUCGUCAGGGCUGCGGAGGAGGUCAGCGACGACCUCCACUCCAUGCUGCAGCACCCUCUGCUGGUGGGCCGGCCGCGGCAGCCCCUCGGCCCCGUGGCCGCGGCGCCCGGCACGCUGGGGGGCCGUCGAGAGAGGCUGCAGCACAGCGACGCCGGCACGGGCGGCACCAGCGCGCGGCCAGGGCACGUGGAGCGCCAGCUGCUGGAGCGGCCCGACGGCUAUUGCACAGAGGGUGGAGAAGCUGCAAGGGCGCUCGGCAUCGACGACAAACACCAGCAAGCCAUCGCAUCCGACUUCGCCACCGCAUUCGCGGACCCACUCACGCGGGUGGUCAUCGCGCUGCAGGAGAUGCAAGGCACGUUGGAGGACCCCACGCUCCUGGCGAAUUCGACCGAGCAUUCCUACCUCGCCUACCACUCCCAGGUGCAGAUCAACCGCGAGUGUUCGCUCGACCCAUCGGCGUUGUCCACCUCAGCCAGCGGGAUCGGCUUUCUCGGCCCCUUCGGCAAGGCCGAGCGAACCUGUCCACCCGAAGAGCGCCCAAUUCGCCUUGUCGAAGUGGUCUUUCCAGGGCGAGCGGCCUGGCUCCGAGUCGCGGGCACAAGCGGGCAGACGGACGUGAACAUCCUGAACGUUCGCAACCACGACCUCUCAUUUCGCGACCGCGUCGGCAUCGUCGCCCAUUGGCGACAGCGACGUGCCCGUGCUGCCGAGCGUCCACAGGGGCGCCUUCUCGUCCUGCUCGGCGACUUCAACGUCGCCGAGCACCCGCCCGAGAGCCUCGACGCGCCCGUCGACGCGGACGCCGCGCCCGCCUAUUUCAGCAUCAGCUUUGAAAACAUCUUGGGCGACAUCGACACCGCCGACCUGAACGCAACAACGAAGCGAAGGGCCACGAAGAACGCAGCGACCGAGGCCGCCAAGCAGACCCGAGACACCAUAACCAAGAUUGCCACCUCCGAACUCAAUGGCGCGACGGUCAGCGUUUCCAAGGCAGCGCGCGCCCUGUCGUUGAGAAGCAUAUCCAGCUCAAUUUGGCAUCAGGACGCGCGAUUUGCCGACGCGCUUAUCAAGAGCGCGUGGGUCGCCGCCCAGCAGAUGCUCAGCAUGAACAGCCAAGUGCCCCUGGAGGACCCUGCUGCAUGCCAGGCCGAGACCGACGCCGCGCACUCUGCUGUUAUCGAGGAGCGCAAGCCACAAUGGCGCGCCGCCCGCGUCGCGAUAGACAUCUGGGGCCACCUCUACGCCGAGCUCCCCGCAUCCAUUGUGCUGCAACGUCUACGUGGCACCCUCAAUUCCACGUCUUUCGUCGAUAGCGAGGGCUCCAUCUUCAAGAAGACCGCGCGCGCCGUCAACUCCAUUGCCGCCGUUUUCAACGACACCUUCGACGCUGCUUACCACGCCGCCCUCGCAAGCGAGGUCUUUGCGCACGCGGCUCGACUCCGGGACUUGCCUGUGCUCAUGAGGUUGAUUCUGACACACGUCUACCUGCUUGCGUUUCUGCUGGGUGCCCUGGAGCAGUUCAUCCAGUCCUUGCUCCAGGGCCUCGUUACCGAAGCGAUGGCGAUGUUGACAGGGAUCACAUUGGUAGUCUUGGAAUCCUUGUUCACACUGGUGGUGAUCGUAACCGAGCUGACCACGGACUUGUCUGACGGUGCGCGCAGGCGGCAGGCUGCGACACUGCAGUCUCUGGCGAGGGACUCGGGCGCUGCAUUUGAGAGCCGCCAGGUGCGGGGCGCCCUGGGCCAGACCGUGGGCCUGGUCGGCAACAGCAGCGGGGGCGAGUACGAGGUGCAGGUGAACCCGCGCAACGACGCGGGCCUGAUGGUGUUGGGGCUCCUGGCCAUCGACAAGUGCGAGAGGGCGCCGAGCUCGCCGCCAGGCUCGACGAACUUCGUCCCUUGA
Prorocentrum cordatum is the source of this 5580-nucleotide messenger RNA. The record is from the annotation of a GenBank genome assembly. Lineage: Eukaryota; Dinophyceae; Prorocentrales; Prorocentraceae.